AUGAGUCAAAACAUUGUUUAUUGCUUAGUUGUUCAUGGUGUUGCGAUAUCAAUGGAUGAAAACGUGAUCAAAACUGAUUUAAUGAACACAUAUACCGGUGUUGACAAUGUGCGACGAUUGUUUUUCGAGGAGAAUCAUCAGUCGCCAAAGCGGUCGAUUGAAGUCGAUUUUACCUCGGCUGUUGAUGCUCGAAAGAUUCUUCGAGACGGUAAUAUUGUUAUCAAUGGUAUUUGUCGUCGAGUUUAUCCAAAGAGAAAACCGAUCUAUGGACGAUCGUUUUAUCGAACACCACCGUCGAAAAAUCGAGAAGAGAGAAUAACAAAACCAAUAAGUGAACAAGAUAUUUUAAAUAUAUUCGAACAACAGAAACAACAUUUAUUGAAUCAGAAUCUUCACAAAAUUGUAGAAGAACAAAUUGAUUCAAAGAAUAUUUCCAUGUACAAAAACGAUUAUCAAAACGGAUCAAUUGAUGUUCUGCGUUCAAAACAUCGAAAUACAUCUUUGGAAGAUGAUUUUAAAGUUCAUUUGAUGAAUUCUGAAGUGUUUUAUCAAAAUACAAUCGAUGAUGAUUAUGAAGUCGAAGAAGACGAAGAAGGUUUUACGGAUCUUCGAGUAUGCGAAGAACCAGUUGAUUCUGAUUCAGAAUUAUCUCGAUCAAGUUCACCAGUUGUGAUUGAAGACGAUCAACCGAAAAAGAUUUCUUGUUCAUCAUUUUCAGAACAGAGUCAGUCAGAAACGAGUUCAGCCGAUUCAUUCAAAUCAUCGUAUGUCAAAUCUUAUGAUGAAUUAUUGAAUUUGAUCUAUCAAGAUCCGUAUAAAUUCAUAUGCAAACCUGUUUCCAAAGACAUGACGAAAUAUUUACAUUGCCGAUUGUCACGCGAGAAAUCACUGCUGUCCGAAAUCUAUUAUCUUCAAGUAGAAUUUGGCAAUGAUGACGAACCAAUCACUUUGCUAACAGCAGAAAAGGGUCGAAAAUCACUUGGCCAAUCUCAGUAUACCAUCUCGUUAGAUUCAAGUUUCGCUUGUGAUCUCUGCCCUGCCGAAUUAGUAGCAAACAAUGUGACUGGAACAGAGUAUAUACUCUAUACAUACAGCGAAGAUCAACGUCAAGAACAAGCAGUUAUUCUUUAUGAAAGUAAUUUUCUUGGUUUAAAGGGACCAAGAAAGGCAAAUGUAAUUCUUCCGAAGUUCGAUAAUCAAAUGCAACCAUUAUUUAAUAAGAAUGAAAUUGACGAAUUUUGUGCUGAAGAUUUAGAUGAUGACUUUCUUCAUUUAUAUAACACAGCACCAAGUUGGAAUCCAUUAUCUGGUGCCUAUACAAUUCAUUUCGAAGGAAUAGAUCGUAUAACAAUUCCAUCGGUAAAAAACUUUCAAAUGUUCGCUUUAGAUAAGAAUAAUCAAGAACAAACUGUAAUGGAAUUCGGUCGAAUGACAGACACAAUCUUUUCGUGCGAUUUCCGAUAUCCACUUUCAUUCAUACAAGCGUUCAGUAUUGCUCUAACGGCAUUUGAAACGCGACUUUUUCGAGAAUGA
Molecule: messenger RNA, 1533 nt
Organism: Adineta ricciae
Lineage: Eukaryota; Metazoa; Rotifera; Eurotatoria; Adinetida; Adinetidae
Source: the annotation of a GenBank genome assembly